Messenger RNA from Episyrphus balteatus (marmalade hoverfly), 1170 nucleotides. RefSeq lists its product as uncharacterized. NCBI's taxonomy places the organism in Eukaryota, Metazoa, Arthropoda, Insecta, Diptera, Syrphidae. The record is from RefSeq and is a predicted model, not a curated record. The coding region runs from base 1 to 1161 and encodes 386 amino acids. The transcript has 7 exons.
AUGUGUUCGAAUACGGAAUUCGGAGCAUCUAAAAUUCGAAAACGGGUGAAAUUAGAAUUCGAUUGGAAAUCAGAACAGCCCGUGAUGUUAAUAAGAAUUAUAAGAUGCGUCCUACCAAUAUUUUCUGUAGUUCCACUUGGCCUAGGCACUUGUACAGCGCCAUCUGGUGAAAUUGGAAAUUGUAUUUCAAAUAAGGAAUGCAUUCUUAAAGGUGGAAUUCCAGCAGGACCUUGUGCUGGUGGUUAUGGAUUAUGUUGUAUAUUUAUGCAAACAUGUAAUGGAAAUAUUCGAGAAAAUUCCACAUAUUUUGUGAAUCCAAAUCAUCCAGAUGUUUAUGAUGGUACAGGAAGUUGUCAAGUUACUGUUCAUAAAAUUCAUCCAGAUAUUUGUCAACUAAGAUUGGAUCUUGAAUUAUUUUCUAUAGCUCAACCAGAAGCCCUAAAUCAUAUUUGCAAUCAAGAUCAGCUUCUUAUAUCGGGUGGUAGUCCCGCUCCAACAAUAUGUGGAUCUUCCGCUGGUGAUCAUAUGUACAUUGAUGCUGGACUUGGACAAAGUAAUCCUAUUGUAAUAUCCGUCAUAACAAGUGGAUCAUUUCCACGUUUAUGGCGAAUUCGUGUUUCUCAAAUUCACUGUGGUGGAAUAUAUCGAGCUGAUCAAGGUUGUUUGCAAUACCACACGGGAAUAAGUGGACGUGUUAGAAGCUUUAACUUUAACACAGUAUCAGGUCGACAACUGUCAAAUCAAGAUUACAGUAUUUGCGUUAGGACAGAGAGAAAUUUCUGUGGAAUUCAAUAUAAUGCUUGUAUGGAUCAGGAAAACAAUCGAUCACGAUCAUUUACAAUAUCAGGAAAUUCAAAUACACCUGUAAUGUCAAUGGUUGGCAGUGGAACAACACAAGUUCAAACAAAUACCUGUCCCAAUGACUGGCUUCUAAUUGGCUGUAUAAGAGUUGCUGAUCGUGUUCCACCAGCAAAUGCCUGUGAGGAUCGUGUUUGUGGUGGGACUUUUAAUGCUGAAGUUAGUCCCGAUCAAAAGACUGUUCAAACGAGUGUUCGUCCUUUUCGUUUGUAUUUUCAUACGGAUGGCAUUGAAGCGCCUCUAGAUGUGGAUAAUCGUGGUUUUUGUCUAGACUAUGUUCAGCAACCUUGUACAAAUGGGUAGUGUCUAAGU